UCUUCUUCUAAAUAUAUUUUUUAAUUGUCUCCUGAUUAAUCGAUAAUCUAACAUUGACCAUUUCUUGAUCUGCCAUUUGCGGGGUUGGGGUUCUCCAUUUUUUUUUCCCGAAGCACCAAACCUUUGAUCCUAAACUUUAAUUUUCUUCUUUUGAUCUUAAAUUGUCGUGUUAGUGUUUUGUUGUUGUUAAUUUUCGGUGCAUGAUUAAAGCUUUGUGUAGAUUAAUUAAAACAAAAAAAAAAUCGUUUGAAAUUUGUGAGAUCGGUGAAAUGUUUAAGUAAAAGAAAGCUAUGGGAAUUAAAAAUACUAUUGUUUGUGAAAUAUGUUGUUAUCUUUGGUGAGCAAGCGCUCACUGGAGGUAGAUUCCAGGGACGCCUAUGGAUUUGCCUUGAGACCUCAACACGUUCAAAGAUAUCACGAAUACCUUAGCAUCUAUACGGAGGAAGAGACAGAGAGGGGAGAGAAAUGGAAAAACUUUCUUGACCGGCUUGACCAUUCCCCUGAACCUUGUUCCUCUGAAGAAGAGUUCCAGGAUACAUUCCCUGCUGAGGAUGGUUCGGAGUCUGGAGAGGAGAGUGCUGCUUCAGGGGAGGGUUCAAGAAAGGAGAAACAUGAAUCUGAACUUGGUGAUGAAGAAGUGCAGCAGUUUGAACAAUGUACCUCAGAAACAGUUGAUGAGCUUUCAAAAGAGAAUGAAUUAGACAAGGAUCAGGCACAUGUUCUUGAAAAAGACAGCAAACCUGUGGAGGAUGAUAAUGAACAACUUGAACCAGACAAGGAGGCACAGGUUCUUGAAAAAGACAGCAAACCUGUGAAGGAUGAUAAUGAGCAACUUGAAUCUGAAGAGGAGAGUACUGCUUCAGAGGAGGGUUCAAGAAACGGGAAACAUGAGUCUGAACCUGGUGGUGAAGAGGUGAAGCAAGGUGGUCUUGAAACAGUUGAUGAUCUUUCAAAAGAGAGCAAACCAGACAAGGAGGCACAGUAUUUGAGAGUGAAGAGUCUUGAAAAAGACAGUAAACCUGUGAAGGAUGAUAAGGAGCAACUUGAAUCUGAAAAGGACAAGGAGAAGGAACAUUCAGACAAAAGUGAACCUGAUGAAGAGAAACAAUCUCAAUCAGUCAAACAAACCGAAGAUCAUGCACACAUUCAACAAGAGAAUGAACCAGAAAAGCCUGUGGCAGAAGCAGAUAAAUGUCAUGAAAAAGGACAACAACACAAGAAGUCCCGUUCAGUCAUAGAAUGGGCUGACAUUAGACCUUGUAUUUCCUCCAUAGAGGAUAUGAUGUGCACUCGUGUUAAGAACGUAAUGUAUGUGAAAAACAGUCGGAGCCACCAUGCUUCACGGAUAAACAAAGCACUGUCUUCCAUUGGAGAAUCAGUCGGAGAAGAAACUGACCAUGACAGUGAGACUUCCGCUGGUAGAUCGGAUUCAAUAAAAGAAGAAAAUGAUGCUCAAAGUAGUAGUGUUACUCCAAAUCCAUUCUUCCCUUGGUUUGAAGAGCUUGAGGUGCUUGUUCGUUUAGGAGUGCCAAAGGAUCUCAGAGGAGAGGUAUGGCAAGCCUUUGUAGGUGUGAAGGCAAGACGAGUGGAUAAUUACUAUCAUGAUUUGUUGGCUCACAUAACUAACUUUGAUGAAAGCAAGGAACAUGAUGUUCAAAGAAAAUGGAAGAAACAAAUUGAAAAGGAUAUACCUAGGACGUUCCCAGGUCACCCUGCUUUGAAUGAGAAUGGUCGAGAUUCCUUAAGGCGGAUACUUCUAGCUUAUGCUUGUCACAACCCAUCUGUUGGAUACUGCCAGGCUAUGAACUUCUUUGCUGGCCUCUUUCUUCUGUUGAUGCCAGAGGAAAAUGCAUUUUGGACUUUGGUUGGAGUCAUUGAUGAGUAUUUUGAUGGCUACUAUACAGAGGAGAUGAUAGAAUCUCAGGUUGAUCAACUAGUUUUUGAAGAGUUGAUGAGAGAAAGAUUCCCAAAACUCGUUAAUCAUCUGGAUUACUUGGGAGUGCAGGUAGCAUGGAUCUCUGGGCCAUGGUUUCUAUCUAUUUUUGUAAAUAUACUUCCUUGGGAAUGUGUUUUGAGGAUGUGGGAUGUGCUUCUCUUUGAAGGAAACCGUGUAGUCUUGUUCAGAACAGCAUUUGCAUUAAUGGAACUAUAUGGUCCCGCAAUUAUUGCCACACAAGAUGCAGGAGAUGCUAUUACUUCAUUACAAGCACUUGCUAGUUCAACAUUUGAUAGCAGUCAGCUUGUUCUGACCGCAUGCAUGGGGUACUUAUCGACGAAUGAGGCUAGACUGGAGGAGCUUAGAGUAAUACAUAGACCGGCGGUGUUAGAGAUAGUUGAGGAAAGAAUGCAGAAAGGUCGUGUCUGGAAAGACAAGAAGGGGUUGGCUUCUAAGUUAUAUAGCUUUAAACAUGAAGGUUCUAUAUUAGGUGAACACACUCAAAAGGAAGAGGGUGAGAAUCUAGAAGAUGGCUCAAAUGUUGAUUUAGAAUUAGACUCUUUACCAGAUCUUCAAGAGCAGGCGGUAUGGUUGAAGGUUGAACUAUGCAGACUGUUGGAGGAGAAAAGAUCAGCUGUAUUAAGAGCUGAGGAGCUAGAGAUUGCUUUGAUGGAGAUGGUCAAAGAAGAUAACAGACUGGAACUAAGUGCAAGGAUUGAAGAACUGGAGAAGGAAGUUAGAGAUCUAAAGCAAGCACUUUCUGACAAAAAAGAACAAGAAACAGCCAUGCUUCAGGUCCUGAUGAAAGUUGAGCAAGACCAAAAGCUCACUGAAGAUGCUCGGGUAAGUGCAGAGCAGGAUGCAGCUGCACAAAAAUAUGCAGUACACGUCCUUCAGGAAAAGAAUGAGAAGCUUGCAGCUCAGCUCGCUCAAAUGGAGAAGAGAGUAGUUACAGCAGAAACAACACUAGAAGCUACUUUGCAAUAUGAGUCAGGUCAAAAUAAAGCACUAUCAUCUCCAAGGUUUGCUCCACAGGAGACUCUUAAAAAGAAGACAGGCUUCCUAUCAUUUGGGCUUGGCUGGCGCGAGAGGAACAAGGCAAAAGAGCCUGCAGAAACAAAUGGUGAUAGCACUAGUAAUGCAACAUCUGAAGCCAAAUCUCCUGAAGAAAGCAAAUCAGAAGAUCUUUUAAAUCCGGAGACAAAACGCUAACCUACAAAGAGUCUUAUACUGCUAUAACAUUUAGAUUCUGUCUAUACAGGUCGUUGAAGAGGGCUCAUGCUUUGCCGGAAAUUCAUUUUUCUGAUGAAGUCCCACUCUUAAGCUUUUUUUCAAGGCUUUCAACUUCAAGAGCUUACCUGCAAACUUUUGCUCAAUGUUUCUUUAUUAAUUUUGACUAGAAUAGUUUAACACUCUGCACAAAAGAGCAGUUCACUUUAAGUACAGCAUUUUACAAUUAUUUUGAUAGAAUUCAUACUGAAAA
This is a messenger RNA of Brassica oleracea var. oleracea, 3419 nucleotides long. RefSeq names its product ecotropic viral integration site 5 protein homolog. The record is from RefSeq and is a predicted model, not a curated record. Lineage: Eukaryota; Viridiplantae; Streptophyta; Magnoliopsida; Brassicales; Brassicaceae. The transcript is spliced from 18 exons. Bases 323 to 3148 code for a protein of 941 amino acids.